CCGCCGCCGCCGCCAGCGCCCCUCGCAGAACCCAGCAGCCGCAUGGAGCCCCCGGAGAGCGCCGACCCGGGAGAGACCGUUAAGCAUGUCGAGGUGCCCCAAGCUGCCCUGGAUGUCACAGCCUAUGGGAUGGGAGACGGCUGCCACACACCAGUGACAGAGGACGAGGGAGGGCCUACAGUCCCAGCCCCAGGGUUCCUGCAGGUCACAGAGAGAAGGCAGCCCCUGAGCAGUGUCUCCUCUCUGGAGGUCCACUUUGACCUCCUGGACCUCACCGAGCUGACUGACAUGUCUGACCAGGAGCUGGCCGAGGUGUUUGCCGAUUCCGAUGAUGAGAAUCUUACCAGUGACUCCCCGGCAGGUCUACACCCACUGCCCCGUGCCAGCUGCCUGCGCUCACCAUCCUGGACGAGGGCGAGGGCUGAGCAGAACCGUGAGAAACAGCCCCUCGGCGAUCCGGAACGAAAGGCAGCCAUUGCGGACACAUUUCUCACCAUAGAGAGGCCGAAGGAGGACUAG
This is a messenger RNA of Ochotona curzoniae (black-lipped pika), 519 nucleotides long. It is a transcript of the gene DBNDD1, whose product is annotated as dysbindin domain containing 1. The record is from RefSeq and is a predicted model, not a curated record. Gene Ontology annotation, biological process: negative regulation of protein kinase activity. The transcript has 4 exons. The coding region runs from base 43 to 519 and encodes 158 amino acids. Lineage: Eukaryota; Metazoa; Chordata; Mammalia; Lagomorpha; Ochotonidae. Gene Ontology annotation, cellular component: cytoplasm.